UGCUAAGCAAGCGAGAGGCGCUCACACUGAAGGAGACAGAGGCAACAGCUACAGCAACAGCACUCUCCUUCCCCAUCCUCCCUCCCUUCUCUCACAAUCCCACAUCCGUGCCGGGGGAGAUGGAGGGCAGCCUGACCCCCUGAGAGGCACUGACCGAAGAGGAGGAAACUCUCAUGUGAGCCCCCUCAGUUGUGAAGGCCUCGAUCAUUUUUUUUAUUUUUUAUUUUUGGAACGAUAACCAACAACGGGUGAAAGGAGGUGUGUGUACACGCGAGCCUGCCGGCGGGAGGGAGGGAGGCAGAGGGAGAGAGAAGUGGGGGACGAGGUUUGGUACAGCUGCUGAUGCCAGGCGCUGAGACAGACUGAGACAGAUCCGCUCGCACGUGUGGAGGUGGAGCAGUGUCGGCAACUUGUGGGCCGAGAGGAGAGGGAAACAGAUUCACAGACGCACACAGCUGGACAGAUGAGGAGGCAUCAGGGACCCCGCUUCAGUCCUGGGUGUCUGGUGCACUGACCCUGCCUGAAACAGGCGAGGAGUCAGAGGACCAGGGCCAUGAUUGGCUUUCCUGGCCCCGGUGGGCGUGCCGCAGUGCCGUGGUCGAGGUUGUCCCGAUGGCUCUUGGCUGCUUCACUGGUUGCCGUGAUAACCUUGUCACUGCCAGGAAGCGCCCAGGCCUGUCCGCCACGGUGCGAGUGCUCAGCUCAGCUUAGGUCAGUGUCAUGUCAGCGGCGGAGGCUCACCAACAUCCCAGAGGGCAUUCCCACAGAGACGCAGCUCUUGGAUCUCAGCAAGAACCGGCUCCGAUGGGUGCAAGCGGGCGACCUGGCACCAUAUCCCCGGCUGGAGGAAGUGGACCUAAGUGAGAACCUCAUCGCAACAUUAGAGCCUAAUGCCUUCUCCACUCUCCACAGUCUUAAAGUGCUGAAGUUAAGAGGGAACCAGCUGAAACUAGUCCCCAUGGGGGCAUUUGCCAAGCUGGGCAAUCUGACCAGUCUAGACCUGAGUGAGAACAAAAUGGUAAUUUUGUUAGACUACACCUUCCAGGAUCUGAGGAGUCUGAAACACCUGGAGGUGGGAGACAAUGAACUGGUUUACAUAUCCCACAAGGCUUUCUCAGGGUUGCUGGGCCUCGAGGAUCUCACAAUAGAGCGCUGCAACCUGACAUCCAUCUCUGGCCAGACGCUGUCCUACCUCCGCAGCCUGGUCAAUCUUCGCCUUCGCCACCUCAGCAUCACUGCCCUUGAGGACCAGAACUUCCGCAAGCUCUCUAACUUGCGGGGUCUGGAUAUCGAUCACUGGCCGUACCUGGAGUACAUCUCCCCUCUUAGUUUUCAAGGCCUUGACCUUUACUGGCUAUCGAUCACAAACACCAAUAUCACUUCUGUCCCCUCUGCCUCCUUCAAAAACCUGGUACAUCUCACCAACCUCAACCUGUCCUACAAUCCCAUCACCACACUAGAGCCUUGGGCCUUCAAGGACCUGCUGAGGCUCAAGGAGCUCAUCAUGGUAAGCACAGGGUUGAUGACGGUGGAGCCCCACGCCCUUGGAGGCCUCCGACAGAUCCGGGUCCUCAACUUCUCCUCCAAUGACCUGCAGACUCUAGAAGAGGGCUCCUUCCACUCUGUCAACAGUCUGGAGACCCUCAGAGUGGAUGGGAACCCCCUGAUGUGUGACUGCCGUCUGUUGUGGAUCCUGCAAAGACGCAAGACCCUCAACUUUGACGGCAGAGUGCCAGUGUGUGCCGGGCCGGUGGAGGUGCAAGGGGUUAGCCUCAACACCUUCACCGAUUCUGCACUCUUUGAUCACUUCACAUGCCAGAAACCUAAGAUACGCAACCGUAAGCUGCAGCAGGUAGUCGCUCGUGAAGGCCAGCCAGUGAGUUUUCUGUGUCGAGCUGAAGGAGAGCCUGCACCUGCUAUUGUCUGGAUUUCCCCACAGCGCAGACGGAUCACAGCAAAGAGUUCAGGACGUAUUACUGUUCUCCCGAGUGGCACCCUGGAGAUCCGCUACGCCCAGCUUACUGACAGUGGAACAUACAUCUGCAUCGCUAGUAACGCCGGGGGCAAUGACACCUACUUCGCCACACUCACAGUGCGCGGCCAGCCGCUAGAUGCUGCAUCAGCCUUCUUUCUCAACCGCUCACUGUACAGUGGCGACUUCUUCAAUGAUACAAAUCUGAACAGCACACGCGUUUUCCUAAAGUUCACCUUGGACCUGACCACCAUCUUGGUCUCCACCGCAAUGGGUUGCAUCACUUUCCUGGGAGUUGUCCUCUUCUGUUUCCUGUUGUUGUUCGUGUGGAGCCGGGGACGCGGUCAACGCAAGAACAACUUCACAGUGGAGUACUCCUUCAGGAAAUCUGAGCCCGUCACUGGGAGCUCUUCAGGAGGGACCAGGAAGUUCAACAUGAAAAUGAUAUGAAACAACGCAGCCAGGGGUCCCUCGGGGGAGGCAUGAGCACGUCCCAAAAACGUGUUUGACACACGCAAACGCACACAGCCACUGACUCGCAAAGAAGUUUCAAAGCACAUGAGUUUCUGUCUAUGGCUCGACUCAAAAAUUCAGCGCCCACUUCCAAACUGGAGCCAUGACUCAAUUUGGUUUGAUUUGAUAAUGAAAACAAAAUGACCCUGAUCUCUCUGCCUCUCAGUGGUUUCAUUCAGCUUGCGGUUAAAACACAUUUGAAUGAAACUGUAAGAAACAACAGGGAUGAAAGAGCUACCCGUCAUUCAUGCUUGAUAAUAAUAGUUAGGAAUUAACGAAGAUAAGUUGUAAAUUGGCAAGAUUACUGAGUUGUGGAACAUUCAUAGUCUUGUCUCUCAUUUAAAUUAAUAAGAAAAUGAAAUUUUCAUUUAAAUUUCCGUUUCCUGCACUCUGUGCAGUCAGGGAUUUAAAAAGGAAUGUAAUGCCUGGAGAUGUGUCUACCAUCCAUUAUAAAAUUUUUAGCUAUGCUCUUCUAAAGUCUGCCUUGUUCAUGCAUGCAGAGUUACACUUGAAAGUUAAGUUGUAAGUUCAUAACACUGAAUAAAACACAUGCUUUUGAAAGAUAGAUGAAUAUGUUUAGGAGCUGUUAUUUAUUCUGACCACGGCUGGACAGUGAGGACUGUUAGAGGGUCAAAUAUUUCAUGAUUCACGUUUGAUGAACAGAAGCAUAAUGGAUAUGAAGCUGUUGAGGAUCAAUGGGUAUGGAUCACAUAAAUGACAAACAGACAAAAGAAACGUGAUUCGGCCUUUCCUUCUUUGUGAGAUUCCGCAACAACAUCAGCUGUGUGAGUUUGGGACGAGCGCACUGGCCGAGAGCUGCAGCGGCUGCCUGUGCCCUGGAGGGUUUGGUUAGGAAGUCAAGCCCACCGAACACAGGCUGCCGCGGUAACCAUAGCAACCAACGCAAGAGAGAGCAAGGAUGGGGGGGGGGGCACCGGGUUGGCGGACACAGGAGAGUUGCUGGGGAGAAGGGGAGAGAAGACACAAGUCACUGCGACCUCUGCUUCCUCCCCUCAACAUCACAAGCCCCUUUCAUGCUCUUCCAUCAACUGGAGGGGUUAAGGCCCGCCGGCCUCCGCCCCCUCGUCCCAGCCCUCUGCUGCGUUGGUGGUCCCCCUGACCUUAACAGUGCUGCCAGGGGGGAGCAGCCUGGAGAGUCGGGUCAAACUUAGAGGCAGACAGAGGACGCACAGUCCCACUGAGAGGUGUUCAGACAGACGCAUACAAACACAUAAAUCAAGUAGUGGACAUCGCACAGCACACACACGCAUAGCACCUUUUCUCAGGAAAAGUGAAAUAACUAGCCUGCAGAGUGAGAGUGGUCACUUACUCUGUUGAAACAUUCCAGCAAUACUGUAUGUGGAGCCAUAAAGCCAAACUUCAUUCUCCAAGAGAGAAGUGAUGUAAUUUUUUCUGAAUGGUAACAAAGCCAUAGUUUGUGUAGGUUGUUUUUAUAUAGUAGCGUCUGCAUGAUUCAGUUAUACAAUGAUUGCCACUGCCAUCUUACAAGCUGCCGUGAUAAUCACAAGACCAUCUGCUGUCCCUGAGCUUGCAUGAAGUUCCACCUAAUAGUCACACACACACACACACGCACACAUACACGAAAGAGGUAAAACCACAUCAAGGUUAUUUGGGCUGAUGGAAACAACAAUCACAGUUACACACGAAUCCGCCUACAACCUACAAAGCACCACAGUAAUCAAGAGGUGUGACGCUGAGUGCUCUCUGUCUGUCCUCUAAGACGGCCAGUGUGCGAAUGUCUCUGCCCCCCUAGCCCAGUGCAUCCCCCCCCUCCUCACCCCCACCCCCACACACCCCCACUGGGUCCUCCUUUGGGAGGGGUCCCUGGCUGGAGACCAAGGAAUAAAAUGUAAAUGAAGUCGUGUUAACCCUACCCACACCAUGUGCAUCGUAUAGUGGAGAGUAGUACUGUGGUUUUAAAAAAACAAAAAAUAACAAUGAAAAAGUCUUUUUGAAGUGUUCUGUUCUUCUUGUUUGUCCACCAUUUUGGUUCCUUCAGUUGUUCUCUGUGACCUUUUUGGCUGUUUUAAAGUUCCUCGUCGUCCAUGUGGGACCGUUCUGUUCUCAACACCUGAAAAUACUCUAGAUGCUGCGUGUACAGCCGCUCACACCUCAGGUGAGUAAGAGCUGACACCAGGUGGAGCAGUGCAGACGACGCAAAAGAGAAUAAAUGGGUCAAACAAACAAAAUAUCUAAGACUAUUGAUCUUAUGCUGCCAUAAAAUGGAACUUGUGAACUAAUUGUGACAUGAGAAGCUGGAAAUGCUUGAUGUUCAAGGGGCAACUUCAGCAGAGUUGUUGAGACAUCACAUAAUGAAUAGAUGAGACAAUUUCUUAAAUAACUAUAAUAAUAAUAAAAAUUUUAAUUAAGAUACACCCGACUAAGCUUAAUAUCCAACAAAAAUGUAUGUCUGUGGCUUCUGCAAUUUCAGAAGAUGUCAGCAAAAAUGUGAACACUGGUUUGCAGAACUUUUGUUGGGGGAAUACAGUAAACACAGCACUGAUUCAAUGCAGCACCAUUUGCUGACAUAUAGACCUGUAGACCAGAACCUGUAGACCAGAAUCAGAAUUAUGUUUAUGGCAACAUAUAAUCGAACAUACGAGGAGAUUUCAUGUGGUGAUUGCAUGAAGUUGGGAAAAUCAGACAAUAAAGAAAUUUACAAAAAAAUAUAACUGCCGGAUAAACUGUACUGUGUGGAUUGUGGAAAAAAUGCAAAGGAGUUGCAUUAACAGGCAGAGUGUAAAAAAUGUAAAUGUGCAUAAAUAAUUAAAAAAAAAAGUGAUACGUGAGACUUAAAGAGAGUAGAAAGUAAAAGUAGUGAAACAUAUCUAAUCUAAAUGCCGUUAAAUGGAGAUGAGGUUACAGCUCUACAAAAUAUACAGUAUAUUAUAAAACAGAACACUGCUAGUUAAGUAAAGCUUCUCCUACAUACAUGGGUUAGAGUUAGAAGUAUCUACACCCUGAAAGAGAUCCCACAAGAACAGUUCCUGCAGUCAGAAGCACGAAUGUGCUGACCAACAUAAAAUAAAGUAACAAGUUCUUGCAACUGAAAAAAAAAAAAUAAAUUAAAUGUUUUAUUGUAGGAGGAUAAACUAUGAUAAAUAAAUAAAAUUAAAAAAAAUAAAAAAGUUGGGAACUACUGACAUAAAGAACAUCCUGUUUUGAGACAAUUUGCCCGAGGCAAUAGAAAACUCUCUCAAAAAACUUUUAAAAUAAAUCCUGCAUACUCCAUUUUCGUCUGUCUAAAAAAAAAAAAAGUGAUGAAACUACAUCUUCGGUGUCAAGAUGAAUAACUCAACAGCAGUUAAAGAUUCAUGAGGCCGAGUGAGAAUAGAUGAACACAUUCGGCUGUUUUUUAUCAUUUAACAGUGUCUGCAGCCGUUUGGCUCUCGCGGUGUUGAGAACAGGACAUUGUCUUUAUGGAUGUCUCCUCUUCCUGCGCCAACCCUUAUGUGUUUCCAUUCCCCGGUAUUUUUCAGUGACUAUUAGGUUUAGAAGACAGUGAGAAUGUCUGUAGUGAUUGUCGAUGCUGUUAUUGUGUACACAUCAAUCACAAAUGUAAGACUAGACGAGGGUGUGUUUAAUUUGAUUACCUUCUUCUCCUUCUCCCGUCUUUACCGUCCUCCUCCCCACUUCCUUUGCCCUGUCUUCUUUGCAUUUCGAACCCUCGAUGUCCCUGUUCACAGUAUUAGGCUGGAAUAUGGUUGUGUGGUAGUAGACACGUGUUCUGUGUGGUUGGUGAGUCGGUGUUGUCGUGUAAUGACUUGUUGCUCCUCGUGAUGCCAUCAAACGUGGAGCGAUGAUUGGAUGAGUACAGACAAAAGAUGAAAGGGGUGACCCAGGUUCCCUGAAAAAAACACUGUUUUCCAUUUCACGUCCUGCCCAUUCCUGAAAAAAAAACCCUUUCUGGAACGUUCCCACUCUGCACAGCGCCGCUCUGGGAUCUUUCUCUGGAUGUGAAGACCCAUGGACUGUACUGUAUGUAUUUUCUCUUGGUGAUAUCUUGUCACACUUUAACUUGCAAAUGUCAGAAGGGGGUUUGGUUGUUGUAAAGCGUAAUGAAAAGCCAACACUUGCUUCCUGCUCACUGGGGUACACAGAGUCAUCUUAACAAAGAUACACUUUUAAGUUGGUCAGGGUUGGAAAGAAGCACUAUCUAUUCAAGGUCCUAAAGUCCUUGAAAGCUGGAGGAGUUUAAUUUGCUAUCUAUCCUGUUCCCUCCAGCUCACAGGUUUGUUUUUCAAAGGUUUUAGGGACAUGUUUAAAAAGUUUAAUUGACACAAGUGACACCUUUCCAAACAAUUCUUCAGCUGCUCUCUGCAAAAAAAAAUAGAAAAAAGAAAAAAAAAAACAGCUUUGACAGACUGUGUUUGUAGGUACUCAUGGGGGCAAGCUUGAUUCAUCUCCUCUGCCAUGAGUCUUGAGAAAGUAGGCUGAGUGAUCCCUCGCUCCCCUCCUCUGGUUUGUCCUUGCCUGGGGUUGGUGUACCGUUGUCUAGACGCUCCAUUUAAGCAGCAGCAGCAACAUCCUCACUGUUAAGAUACCUUCCACAAGGGAACUCUUCAAAGACUCUGCCAAAAUAAGACAAACCCAUAGACACCACAUUCAUGGCACCAUUUCUAGCCAAGACUGAAUUAUUUAUUUUUGAGGGGGUUUUAUUUCUGUACUAAAGAUGGCUUUUCUUUUCAAUACUUCUUUUUGGCCAAGAGAGAGAUAUCCUAGCCUUAUAUUUAGGGCUCCCUUUGCCUCCCGUUGUUUCUGAUUCCAUUCUACUUAUACUAUCAUGUAGCUGCUGUUUAGAUUGGAUUAGACUUGAGCUAUAAUACCAGAGCCGAGACGAGCAGUAAUGGGAUGAUGGAGAGAGCUCGGCUGAUUGUGAUUAUUUGGCUGAUUAGUCGCAUUUCCAUAGCAGUCCUCUCAGAGUGUCAUACAAACACUGGAGCCUGAAUUCAGUGUUUGUUCCUAUAUGGUCAAUUCUCCACCAGGUCAAAGGAGAUGAUGCUAAAACCAAUCCUUGCUGUGUGAUGUUUUGGUGUAACUGGGGUUGUCGCAGAGCUUUGCUGACAGAUUGCUUAAAGCACCUUGGGUAGACGACAGCUUCAUCUUAACCUUGACCAGACAACAAACACUCCCCUGUGACAAUACUGACCCCCAGUGGUCGCUAUUAGGUACAGCAACAAAUGGGACUGGGACGUAAUGACGCUGAUGUACCAGUACUGUUGUAAUGUGGUGGCAAACACGCCAAUAGCUCCGGGUCUGGUGCAGUGAAAUGAACAAAUUGACUGUUAGCUUCAUAAGUCAAUGCUUCAUUGAUUUUUCUUAUAGCCAUAGCGGUACCUCCCCUCAGCACUGAGUGUGUGGGAUGUCGUUCGCCAUCUGUGAAGGAGGCGUAUCUAAUCAGGAGAGGUCUCUGUUUGAUCAGAAGCAACCGUUCUGACCUGGUUUGACUCAGUCUCUAGACCAAACCCUCAAUAACACUUUCUCCCUGCCAGUCUCGCCAAAACGAAAUGUUAUUCUGUACAUGCUGAUAAAAGUGAUCGGUUACUCUCUAGAGGACAAAACAACUUCUCUUUCUUGUGGUCUUAGCAGGUUAAAUCUAUGCAUGCCUUUUGUAUAAAGUGAUUGGUUUUGCCAAACUCUAACAUGUACAGAGAACCAGGGGUGCCACUGUUGAUGGCCAUGGGACUGGUUGAAACAAGACGAGUGGAUUAAAACGUGUUUGUGUACCGAUUGAAGCCGAAGUCAAAGAAUCACGUGCAUCCACAAAUAUUUCAAGAAAGGUUGCAUCUUUAAAGAAAAACAAGCAUUUGUUUACUUGGGAUGAUUGUACUUUUACACAUAUCUAUCCACAAACAGAUGAUCUGCUCAGAUGUAUAAGCUGUAGAUAAAAGUGACUGGAAUUCCAAGCAGGAUUGUGGGACUGAUCAAUGCUCUAUGGGGGAUGGGAUUAUGAAUAGUAUACUUUCAUUGAUCAUUCUUGAACCUUGUCACUCUCCAAAUAUCCCUCUGGAGCAGGAGGAGGCGUGCAGAGCUGGUACAGACCUGGUUGGCAUUCAUUCCUAGGUUUCCACGUUACCUCUAAUGAUUCCAUUUUUUCCUGUUUUAAAAAACGAGACGGUGCCAGAUUAUGACAUUUUUCUCCAGGUCUGAGUCCAUAAGAUGCUCUGUCGCUUCUCCCACUCUAUAGAGGAAGCCGUCAAAGGUACAACUCUGCUUUUGUUGGAGCGCUCUAAUACAAAAUCAUAAACAAUACCGGGGGGAAAAAAAGUGUGUUUCUUAGAUUUGGCUGGGGGCAAAUUUAUCCUGUCUUCUCUCUUUCUGUCUGUAUUUCUCUCUCUCUCUGUCUCUAUCUGUCUUUCUCCCUGACAACUUGGCACCAACCUCGUUAAGCACUUCUGAAUAUUUUCCAGCGAUCACUCUUAGUUUGUGCACUAAUGCAUACUUGUUCCUUUUGACACGGUCGUUACCUACUCCUGAAACCUAGGAAUGGGUGCUGAGCGCUCCGAUUAAAUGCAGAGCUGAUAUAAAGACAGUCAGUUCAGCCUAUCAGACUGAAUUGUGUCCAAUGACCAGUCACAUGACUGAAUCAUCAAAGAGAAUGUGAAACAAUAAAUAUCACAUUUGGACUGUUUUUAAUGUGUAUAUUUAAUGCUGCAAUGUGCGGAUCCCUGGAUGUGAAGAACAGAAACUGUACAUAUUAGAUAUAUUAGCCAUAUCACGUCAUCAAAUCUGUAGACUUCCUUGCCAUGUCUGACAGAGGAAAAUGACUGUUGAACUGUAAAUAGUGUGUAGGUAUAGUAACAGGAUUUAUCUGCUGCUUCUUCUCUCCAGCGAUCGCCCACGUUUUGCUCAGUCCCAUGGCUGCUUGGUCUCGAAGGGAAGAAUAAGACAAUAAUGUGCUUGUCUAUAAGACACAUGUGAGUUCUUUUUUUAUUUCAAUGUAUGUUUUAUAUACUGUCUGUCUUGUCAAUGGACUCCUUUUUCGUCAUAAAAGCAUGAUGUGACUCUGUU
Molecule: messenger RNA, 9517 nt
Organism: Mugil cephalus (flathead mullet)
Lineage: Eukaryota; Metazoa; Chordata; Actinopteri; Mugiliformes; Mugilidae
Product: leucine-rich repeat and immunoglobulin-like domain-containing nogo receptor-interacting protein 3
Exons: 4
Coding region: 554-2422 (622 amino acids)
Cellular component (GO): plasma membrane
Molecular function (GO): protein binding
Source: RefSeq, a predicted model, not a curated record